GUCGUCUUCACCUCCUACGAGUGUCUCUUCGGCGCGAGUCUUUAAGUGUUGACUCGUGCGGCGUGGUUCAUUCUCUGAAGCCCAGCUGGGUAAUACGUUACCUCGUAGGUAAAAUAUAAAAAGGAAGCCACCAUUAACAGUUGUACAACAUGGAGGAGGUGUGCCCGGCUGUUCAAGAACCUCUGGAUGUGGGGUGCAAAUGUGAAGAGGGACUGUCAGAACAGAUGUGUGAUGAAAAGGAAGAGAAGAGUCCUGCACUGACCAGGGUGCCCCUUUGUAACAUGGAGAAAAGAAGUGUGGAUGUUAAAAAAGAGGAGAGUGAGUGGGAAUCUACGUACCUUCACCAAGAGAGUGUCAGCAUUAAGACGGGGGAGUGUGAAUCUGAGUCAACUCUGAACACCAACAUGCCAAAACAUGAACUGGUUAACAGUGUCAAAGAAGAAGACGACGGUGACACAAAAUCAGAAACUGACACACUGCGCAGUUGUCCAGAUGAAGAAGCUCCUGGUCUAGGCUUCAUGCUUAGUAGUCCGUACUCCCUGCAGGAUCCUUCUGUUCAUGUAAAGUGUGAACCUUUGGAAUCUGACAUGAAGACGUCUGCAAAAGCAUCUGAUUCAAGACAUUCAGAAAGAGUUGAAGAGGUGAAAGUCAGGACUGGGUCACUAGAACCUCAGUGCUCCAGACCACCUAAACCGAAGCCUAGUGGAAGCCGCGAGAAAUCGCUUGGAUCAGAGCAACGCUGGCCCUUGAACAACAUGCAGGUUCUGAGAAAACGUGCUGUUCCACCAUUUAGCAAGGCUAGUUUACGCAAUGUUUCUGCGAGCUCACAUGUGCGCUUCUCUGCCCGGGAUCAACUGAGCCUACAGUCUAUGAACAGCAGUGAUGAAGGGGUCUUUGACACAUCCGACUCGGCCACAGGAGACUCGCCUAUCACUGUAGUGGGGUGUUCCAGUUUACUGCCUCCUGACUCACAACUGACAUCCAGUGAAGGGCAAAGUGCUUCUUUAGCAGCGCCAAGUAUAGAAAACAUCCACAACAAGAAAGCACCAAAAAGAGAGGCCUUGGAUGAUGACACUGAGCUACUAAAGCUGCCUAUUCUGAAGGAGAAGUCGGCCAUCGUGCUGGCUCAAUUAAAACCGCGUCAUGAUUCGGACUCUUUGUUUGGCCAACUGGUUGCUACUGAACUCCAGCAAAUCAGAAGCCUCAUUUUGAGAACAAGGGCCAAGAAAAGAAUAAUGACACUCUUGUAUGAAUUUCAGGAGAGAGAAUGGCAUGAUGAAAAUGCCGUGAGACGCAUUUCAGAACACCAUGUCAGUUUUCAGACAAGGCCGGAGUCAGCCCUGGCUAACGUACAGCACCUUAGCACACACCCUGAUCUAACCUUCACGCAAGUGCCACACGGCUCGGAGCCACGUGUGUAAUGCAAGUACUGUACUGUACUUAUAAUAUUGCACGUUAUACAUGCACUACUGAUUUGGUUUCAAUCUUUAUUUUACUUUAUAAGUAAGAAUUAUAUGUUCAGAAAUGUGUUUUGGUUGAAAACAAUGCCUGUUUUGCAAUUCUUCAGCAAUGUGAAUAAGAUGUUCAUAUUAUUUGGUUUGACAAUAAAUGUGAGAUGUUUAUGA
Erpetoichthys calabaricus (reedfish) is the source of this 1625-nucleotide messenger RNA. RefSeq lists its product as uncharacterized. The record is from RefSeq and is a predicted model, not a curated record. The transcript is spliced from 4 exons. The coding region runs from base 150 to 1421 and encodes 423 amino acids. Lineage: Eukaryota; Metazoa; Chordata; Cladistia; Polypteriformes; Polypteridae.